Molecule: messenger RNA, 3112 nt
Organism: Odontomachus brunneus
Lineage: Eukaryota; Metazoa; Arthropoda; Insecta; Hymenoptera; Formicidae
Gene: cyc
Product: protein cycle
Exons: 18
Coding region: 104-3112 (1002 amino acids)
Biological process (GO): regulation of transcription by RNA polymerase II
Cellular component (GO): transcription regulator complex; cytoplasm; aryl hydrocarbon receptor complex
Molecular function (GO): protein dimerization activity; DNA-binding transcription factor activity, RNA polymerase II-specific; RNA polymerase II cis-regulatory region sequence-specific DNA binding
Source: RefSeq, a predicted model, not a curated record
CGAAAGACCAGUACUGCAAGCGUGAAGAAGGCACAUUGAAUGUGCUGCUUUUAUUGCGUUGGUGGUAAAACAAGAGAAAAAGGAUCCCAAAAGAAUACAGAGAAUGCAGUGGAAACUGCAGCAGAAAUACAUGAUAUACAAUGGUACUGGCGUGGUCCAGCCAAAUGAAUGGACGCAUGGAAGGGCUCGAUACGAAUUUGAAGACGAGGGUGGUUUACUACCGGACAGCAGCAGCAGUGGCGUCGUCGAGAAUGACGCGGUGGUCGCGGGCGAUGGCGCCCGCGUGAACGAUCGCAUCCUCCACUAUCAUCACCACCAUCACCAUCAUCCCCAUCAUCGCGACCAUCAUCACCAUCGUCAUCACCAUCGCGAGCUGCAACAGCAGCACCAACCGCCGGAACCCGAGCCGGAGCUGGACGAUCUCCUGCGUUUCCGCGGGUCCACAGGACAGGAGAUGGUCGUGCAGGAAAUGGCACAGGGCUACACGCAGCUCCUUCACACGGCCCAAGAGCCGCAGGAGUUCAUCUCGCUGGACGAGUUGCAGCCGCGUGUUCAUCAAGAGCACCAUCGUGUGCACGACACCUGCGCGCAAAUCGCCUCGUCCGCUUCGCAGCUCUAUCAGCAGCAACAGCAACAGCAGCAACGGAAUUACUAUAAUCUCUCAACCGUGCAAGAAAGUUCCUGUCCCACGGUUUAUUUUGGCGAAAUAGGCACGGGUUCCGGGGUGGGAGAGUUAACCGCCGCCUCGGCGGGGGGUGGCGAAGGUCUCGCCCCGACUCCAACCCCCGCCAGCAACAGCAGCAGCAAUACCGCCACCCCCAACAGCCCAAGCGCGACCGCUAUAACCACCAGCACCACCACCACCAGCACUACCGCCACCACCACCGCCACCUCCACCAGCACCGCCACCAUCCCUCAGGUCGCAACGGGGGCUGAACCGCCCCAGCACAUGGAGACACCCCCGACGAUGGUCCCCGACCAGGCACCCGCCUCCGGCCAUCACUAUCACCAUCACCAUCACCAUCAUCAUCAUCAUCAUCGGCACCAUCGUAGCGCGUCCACUACGCCUAGCCAUGGACCGGUGACUGACAUCUCGAACGAGUUCGCACCGGUGCCCAGAAAGCGGAAGCUUUCCUGCCACGUUGGAAGCGAUCUGUUGGACGACUUAGGGGACGAUGCCAAAUCUGUUCGCACAAAUGACGACAGCAAAAAGCAGAACCACAGCGAAAUCGAGAAGCGCAGGAGAGACAAGAUGAACACGUACAUCACCGAGCUGUCGGCGAUGGUGCCAAUGUGUCACGCGAUGUCGCGAAAGCUGGACAAGCUGACUGUACUGCGAAUGGCGGUGCAGCAUCUCAAGACCAUCCUCGGUGCCGUCACCUCGUACACGGAAGGCCACUACAAGCCCGCGUUUCUCAGUGACCAGGAACUCAAAACACUCAUACUUCAAGCUGCAGAGGGCUUCGUCUUCGUGGUGGGCUGCGAUCGUGGAAGAAUUCUCUAUGUGUCCGAGUCCGUCUCGCAGAGUCUCAAUUAUUCUCAGGGUGAUCUACUAGGUCAAAGUUGGUUUGACAUCUUGCAUCCCAAGGACGUCGCCAAAGUGAAGGAGCAGCUCUCGUCCUCCGACCUCAGUCCACGGGAGCGACUGAUCGACGCGAAGACGAUGUUACCGGUGAAAACUGACGUGCCCCAAGGCGUAUCACGACUUUGCCCCGGUGCACGGAGGUCCUUCUUCUGUCGGAUGAAGCGUAAGGUCGAGGGAGUCCGUUGCGGUGAGAUGCAAGUGAAAGAGGAAGCUGACACUACUACUGGCUGCCAUAGGCGAAAGAAGCAGCAAAACGUAGAAAAGUUGACUCCACUCUCCGAUGACGGAUUCAAUCUUCUUUCAAGAGGCAAAGCGAAAGCAGUUCGGGAAAGGACUGCGAGAAACUGUUUGAAACGGGGUACAAACGAGUGUGUCUUCUUUCGGACACUAAGAAAGGCGCACGCACGAUCGGAGACACGGCAUGAGCAUUUUGCCGCGUGGCUCGUCAAAGAUUGGAAGUACUGCGUGAUUCAAUGCACGGGUUACUUGAAGUCCUGGGCACCCGCGAAGAUCGGCCUCGAGGAGCAAGAGGGCGAGGCCGACGGUGAGGCCUGCAAUCUGUCGUGCCUGGUCGCGGUCGGCCGGAUCCAAACGGCGAUAUCGACAGCCGCGUUGCCGUCGAGGAAGCCCCAUUUGAGACCUAUACAAUUCGUGUCGCGACACGCGAUGGAUGGCAAAUUUCUCUUCGUGGACCAAAGAGCUACUCCAGUAUUGGGUUUUCUACCUCAGGAAUUACUGGGCACCAGUAUGUACGAAUACUAUCACCACGACGACAUUCCUCAUCUAGCGGAGUCUCACAAAGCCGCCUUGCAGACCACCGAGCGCGUUACCACGCAGAUUUAUAGGUUUAGGAGCAAGGGCGCGAAUUUCGUGAGGCUGCAGUCCGAGUGGAAGUCCUUCAGGAAUCCGUGGACCAAAGACAUCGAGUACCUAAUCGCCAAGAAUUCCGCUAUUUUCUGUGACACGCGUCCAGGUGGAAAUAACGGAUCCGAGGAUUCCAGUGUGCAGGGCAAUUAUGAUUACUUCACGCAGAGUAAUGGUGGACUAGAAAGACUGAUCUCGAGCCACGUGGAGGUAAGUAAGAUCGGCCGGCAAAUAGCGGAAGAGGUACUAGACCUUCAAAGACGCGGCGAGGACUCUUCCUCGGGUAGUAGUCCGGGUCCAACAACGGAGCCUGGUUUAUUAAAUACCGAGAUGCAAAUCACGACGACGGUGUCGCCGGAGAGGAUUCCCGAUGUGUCCCAACCGGGCAUUGGCAGCGACAACAGUAGUAGCAAACCGACGUCGACGUUCAACCAUGUAGCGAACAACAUGCAGCUCAACAGCAUCGCGAACGACCAAGGAGCGUCACCAGACGAGGAAAUGAUGGAUAUGAUCGGCAAUAGCGCGAUUAACGAAUCGCCGAAUCCGAUCCCGUCCGACGGCAACGACGAGGCAGCGAUGGCUGUCAUCAUGAGCCUUUUGGAAGCCGACGCGGGCUUGGGCGGUCCCGUGGACUUUUCCGGAUUGCCCUGGCCUUUGCCAUAG